AUGUUCAACAUCAUCAAAAGCACGCCCCAAAGCCUGGGCCCUCGUCUCGGCCGCCUCUGUCUCCCCGGCCGCAAAGCGAUUGAAACCCCACACUACCUGGGCGUGACGUCCCGCGGCGUGGUGCCUCACAUCACGCAAGACACCUUUCGUCGCGACGCGGGCAUCAAUGGCGUCUACGUGCCGCUCGAAGACUUCAUAGAACGCGCGCCGCAGAAGAUCCCGCCGAUAUAUGAAUUCAGUCCGCCUGAUGGCUCGUCGCCGCUACGUCGCUUUAUUGCCUUGCCGGAAGAGACCGUGCUGGUGUUGGGAGCGAGAAGGACGCCGCCUGUGCUCGCUCCGGCGGCCAAUCCGAAUACCAAUACCUCGAUUUCGGUGUGCACGGCUGUUGGAUUCCGAACGCUGAAGGCGGAAGAUUAUGCGAAGGCGGCGGAGCAUCUACAACCGGACAUUGUGGUGGGAUUGGGCGAUAUUCCGUAUGGGCGUGCAUUGGGUUCGAAGAGAAUUGAAAAGGCAACCGAUCGGCAGAUACAAUGGAUGCAAGAUCAUGUUGCGUUGCGCAACAGCAAUGGCAAGACGAAAGGACGGUCGAAGCUGUUUGCACCGCUAUCGCUGGUGUCUUGCGCGAACCAACGAUUCUACAUGGAUUGCCUGACGGAGCAGCUUGGCGAGCUAGUAUCUGGCCUGGCCUUUUACAAUCUGGCACCUUUGGAAGACUUACCGGCCGCAUUGCACAGCCUGUCGCGACUCGCAUUCACGGAACCGAGCACGCCUCACGACAUCCUUCAACAGAUUUCCAUGGGAAUCGAUGUUUUUACCAUACCCUUCAUCAGCGCCGCAACCGAUGCUGGCAUCGCACUGGACUUUACGCUUCCAGCGCCGCAGAUCACACCCCCAGACCACGAGCAUGUCGCCCCCAGGACUCUAGGGAUCGACAUGUGGCUCGCAGCCCACGCCAUCGACCUCUCACCUCUGACCAAAGGGUGCAAGUGCUACGCCUGCACCAAGCACCACCGAGCAUACAUCCAGCACCUCCUGUUGGCCAAGGAAAUGCUCGGGUGGAUCCUGCUGCAGAUCCACAAUCACCACGUGCUCGACCUCUUCUUCGCUGGGAUUCGGCAAAGCAUCGCACUCGAUGUUUUCGACAGUGAACGGAGGAGAUUCGAGGAGGUGUACAAUGCGCAUUUGCCGGAGAAGACGGGACAGGGGCCGAGAGUGCGAGGGUAUCAGUUCAAGUCGGAGGGGCCGGGAGAGGCGAAGAAGAACAAGGCGGCGUUUACGAUGUUGGAUGAUGGGAAGGAGAAGAUUGCGGAGGCGAGGCAGGAGGAUGUGGAGGUUGUGGUUGAUGGGAAGGGAGGAGAGGGAGGGGGAUCACCUGCAGCUUAG
Molecule: messenger RNA, 1383 nt
Organism: Neohortaea acidophila
Lineage: Eukaryota; Fungi; Ascomycota; Dothideomycetes; Mycosphaerellales; Teratosphaeriaceae
Product: tRNA-guanine(15) transglycosylase-like protein
Exons: 2
Coding region: 1-1383 (460 amino acids)
Molecular function (GO): tRNA-guanosine(34) queuine transglycosylase activity
Source: RefSeq, a predicted model, not a curated record